Molecule: messenger RNA, 2739 nt
Organism: Closterium sp. NIES-65
Lineage: Eukaryota; Viridiplantae; Streptophyta; Zygnematophyceae; Desmidiales; Closteriaceae
Source: the annotation of a GenBank genome assembly
AUGUGUCACGAGUCUGAUGCCACCUGCCUCCGCUCACUUUCCCUGUUACCACCUACCUACUGCUCUGCUUUGUUCUGCAGGUACCAGCAGGAGGUUCUUCGGGUGGCUCUGGAGCGCAACACCAUUGUCUACCUGGAAACCGGCAUGGGGAAGACUCUGAUUGCCGUCAUGCUUAUGCAGGCUCGCCGUCAGAUGCGAGAGAGGAGUGGCAAGAUCUGUGUCUUUCUGGUGCCGGCGGUUGCUCUGGUGAUUCAGCAAGCGGCAGUGGUGGAGCAGCAGACGGACAUGCGGGUGGGGAGGUACAGCACAGACACAGAAAUUAAAUACGAGGCGUCUUGGGUGCUGAAACAGGUCUCCAGGCAUGAGGUGCUGGUGAUGACGCCGCAGGUGCUCGUGAACCUGCUGCAGCACGCCUUCCUGUCACUCUCAUCAGUCGAUCUCCUCAUAUUCGACGAGUGCCAUCACACCGCCAAGGACCAUGCCUACGCCACUAUAAUGAAGACGUGGUACUUCUCCCUGAGGCAGAGCGAGAGGCCGCUCAUAUUCGGCAUGACGGCGUCGCCCAUCAACACCAAGGGCAGCGGGUCGGAGAAGUCGUGCGUGCAGCAGCUGCUUGACUUUGAGCGCAUUCUCGACUCCAAGGUCGUGUCUGGUGGAGGUGCUACCCAGCGCAUGGACCAUCCAGUCCCUCUACGACCCCCCUGGGGAGCAGCAGGCGCAGGUGCUGCUGCAGCAGCUGAGGGAGCUCUACACGGUGUUGGACAGGUCAUGUCUGGUGGAGGUGCUACCCAGCGCGCAGACCAUCCAGUGCUGCCGUUCCCCCUUCCCCCGGUUUUUCCCUCAUUCUGUCUCCCCCAGCUCUACACGGUUCUGGACAGGUCGUGCCUGGUGGAGGUGCUACCCAGCGCGCAGACCAUUCAGUCCCACUACGACCCCCCUGGGGAGGAGCAGGCGCAGGUGCUGCUGCAGCUGCUGCUACAGCUGCUGGGGAGGGUGAAGAAGGAGAGGGAGAGAAUAGUGCUGGGGUCGUGUCUGGUGGAGGUGCUACCCAGCGCGCAGACCAUCCAGUCCCACUACGACCCCCCUGGGGAGGAGCAGGCGCAGGUGAUGCUGCAGCUGCGGGAGAGGGUGGAGCAGGAGAGAGAGGGGAUGGUGCGAUGGAUAGAGGAGGAGGGGAGGAAGGUGGUAGAUGAGAGUGGAGGGAUGGGGCAGGAGGGGGGGAGGGAGGGGCGGGUGGAAGAGGGGAGGGAGCAAGAGCAGGGGAGGGACGGGAACCAAGGCGAUCACCAAAGCAAUCACCAGCAGAGGUGGACAGCAGCGUAUGGGGAGGUGCGGCGGAGGAUGGUGAAACGAGUCAAGUACUUUGCAGGGGCGCUUGACUGGUGCCUUACUGACCUCGGCCGCUACCCCGCAUUCCUGGCUCUGCAGGCGCUGCGUGCACAAGCGGCCAGUGGGGGCAUGGACCAGCAUGAGGAGAACGCCCGCCUGCGAGAUGCGUUUGCAGCCGUCCGAUUGGAGUUCAUCAACCGCUGCGAGGCGUUCCUGAGAUGUGGAUUGCCACCCGAGGCCAAGGAACCAGGCCCAGGCGGACUAGAAGCCACCCUCUCCCUCGCAUCGCACCCCUCUGCACUCCUCACGCCCAAAAUCGCCCACCUCCUCUCCCUCCUCCGCCUCUAUGCCUCCCAGCCGUCCCCCACCAUUGUCAUUUUCGUGGAGCGCAUUGUCACCGCACACAGCCUCUCUCGACUCCUCCGUUUGCUGCCCUCGGUUGCUGCUUCUCUGAAGGCGGAUUUUGUGGUUGGUGCUGGGGCUGCCAAGAUCGGAAUCUCGAUCAAUCAGGGCGGGACAGCUAAGCACUCCCGGCCAGAUUCUGCAAUUUCGCGCUUUCGUGCAGGGAAGCUGAACGUGCUGGUGGCAACGAGUGCGGCAGAGGAGGGCAUGGACAUUCCGGCGUGCCACACGGUGAUCCGAUUCGACCGCAUUCUCACCCACGGUACGGUGAUUCGACUCGACCGCAUUCCCAACGUGCGCUCCAUGCUGCAGUCCCGUGGCAGGGCGCGGAAGCCAGGAGCGCACUUCCGCGUGCUUGUGCAACGCGGUGAUAGCAAGUACCAGGAGGACUUAGCCAAGUUGAUGCGCAACGAGGGCAUUAUGCAUUAUGCGCAACGAGGGACUGUGCAGCAGCAGCUGGGGCAUGUGCUUACGUUCCGUGUUCCCCCUUCCUCUUACCUGUUUAUACCCCAUUUAUCUCGGUGGGGCGAUACCAAGUACGAGGAGGACUUAGCCAAGUUCAUGCGCAAUGAAGGCACCAUGCAGGCCACGGUGCAGCAGCAGCGCAACACCCAGAACCAGAAUGAGAACCGAGGGGAGAGGGAAGGAGAUAGAGGCCUGGGAGGGCCGUUUUGGGAAGAUGAAACGGAGGAGGAAGAUGCGGAGGAGGGAGGAGAAGAGGAAGGAAUGGAUGUGGAUUGGGAUGGGAGGGUGAACCUGGAAUUGGGGGCAGGGGAGGUAGGGGAGGGGGAUGGAGUGAUUGCAAGAAGAGAAGGUGGUGUGGAUGGAGAGGGUGUGAGAGGUGAGAAGGGGGAAGGGAAGGUGGAGAGUAGGUGGGGGAUGAGAAGCGGCAGCAAGGUGUUGGUGGUACCGAGUACAGGGGCGCUGGUGACGAGACAGGGCAGUGUGGCUCUCGUGUAUCAGUUCUGCAACACUCUGGGGACCAAUGACGGGUGGGUUGCCUAUUAA